Pelmatolapia mariae (spotted tilapia) is the source of this 1944-nucleotide messenger RNA. RefSeq names its product espin like b (gene espnlb). Lineage: Eukaryota; Metazoa; Chordata; Actinopteri; Cichliformes; Cichlidae. The transcript has 6 exons. Gene Ontology annotation, molecular function: actin filament binding. The coding region runs from base 1 to 1944 and encodes 647 amino acids. The record is from RefSeq and is a predicted model, not a curated record. Gene Ontology annotation, cellular component: cytoplasm. Gene Ontology annotation, biological process: actin filament bundle assembly.
AUGGAGAACAGCAAGCAGCCAGUGAAGGAGGUGCUCCCCCUGCCUCGCCACCCGGCCCCUUUUCCUGUGACCUCUUCCUCUCUGACCCCUGCUGUCACUUCAAAACACCACACCACAGGCUCCAUCCAGCAUGUGCAGGUGGCCUCAUCAGUGGUGACAUCGUUCAAUCAUCUGAGGCCUCCAGAGAGGGACCUCACACCGUUCUCUCAGAUGAAGUCUGUUAAGUCUCUGAGGCAUGCCGGCUUCACUGCGGUCUUCACUGGACAAGCGAAGCUUGACAGUGGGGAGGUGCCGGAGGAGUUACCGAUUGCCGACGUGAUACUGGCUGACAUUGACUCCCUCGUGCCGACACAUGACGAAACAGGCCGUCCUAUUGCCGAGUGGAAACGACAGGUGAUGGUGCGGCAGCUGCAGCUCAGGCUGCAGGAUGAUGAGGAACAGAGGAGACAGGACAUAGCUAAUGGCUACAUGCCAGUGGAUGGCUGGAAGUACUCCCAAGCCCACAACGCAGUCUUGGGACCCUUCGGUGAGCUCCUAACAGAGGAUGACCUGGUGUACCUGCAGCAGCAGAUUGAGUCUGUUUCACAUCAGAAACGCUGCCAGGCGUAUGAGCUGGAGCUGACCAGGCUGACUGAGGAGCUGAGGGCAAUUUUACCUGAUCCUAUUGUCAACAUUUCCCUCAACAGAGAGGUUCUGCAGCAGAUGGACUCUGAGGGGAAAAUGCAGCUGACUUUGCCAAUCUGGUGCAGCCGUGUCUCAGAGAUUAUCAAGAAUAUGUCUCUCCUGGUGGCUAAUCUGACUCAAAUCACAGAAAAAGAUGGUGAGAUGGGUGUAUGUAGGAUACCUCACAUAGGGAUGGCAUCUGCUUUUAGCCAUCGUUUGGAGAGCAACAGCUACAGAAGAGCACAAAGGGAAAAGGUGGAAAGGGAGAUCCAGCAGUCUGGAGUCUCAGUUAGAAACCUCAGAUCAACCUUUGAGGGUCAGAUUGGUGGCAUUUAUCCCUUUGCUGGGGUUAUAAAAGCAGGAGGGGGGUUGACAAACCAGGCUGUAGAUGGAGCUUCAAGCGGAAAGAACAGCGAUGUCAAUACAAGCUUCAAAUGUGAGGCCGGCCAACCUGACACUCCUAAAACAGCUGCACCUGUAAUGGAAACGACCAGCUUAAGAAAAGAGCGAAUCGUGGUGCUAUUCCUGAGCCACUGGAAGAAAUCUGCAUAUGCUAUUACAGUAAGAGCAGCAAGGCAGAGGCAGGGACAGGCUGCAGCGCCAGGAAGAGUGACAGAAGCACAGCCCCAACAGAAAAUCCCCUCAAUGUUUCAGUUCUGCCAACAACGAGGUGCUGUGGAUAAAAUGCUGAACUCCUGGAGAAAUAAACUAGAACUUAGAGAAGUGCAACCUUUACCUUCCUUUAGCGUUUCACAAAAUCCUCCACUUUGUGUAACCUACUCCCCAGAACAAUUCCUUCCAGGUGUGGAUGGUGUUGCAGUGAGCCACGACACCUUGACCCUCGAUCUCUUUAUGCUGGGUUACUUUCACAUCUUAGAGCAAGAUUUGUCAGCUGAGGAGAGGAAGAUGAGACACCUCCUUUGCUUCGAGGUCUUUGACCAUGUUGGCAGUUUUCCUUGGGAGAAGGUGCGGGACUUCCAUAAGGCUGUCCUCCAGGAGAUCCAGGCUGGGAGGCGACAGUGGAGCGACGGCUUCGAGGACAUCAAAUUUCACUUCUUUGGUGAUUCAAAUCCAUGCCACUGUCCACCACCAUCAUCAUCAUCAUUGCUGCCAGAUUCCAAAUUGGUACCCAAAGUUAUAGUUCAAAGUGCUACUCUGGAUGAGCGCUGCAGUGAUACAGACUUCUCCUGCUUCCACAACGAAGACAUUUGUAAAUAUAUCGACCGCAGUUUUGCUUUCUGGAAAGAGAAGGAGGCAGAGCUGUUUGACUUUGAACAUUAA